Messenger RNA from Stegastes partitus (bicolor damselfish), 1504 nucleotides. Its product is annotated as receptor-transporting protein 4. Gene Ontology annotation, molecular function: olfactory receptor binding. The transcript has 3 exons. The record is from RefSeq and is a predicted model, not a curated record. The coding region runs from base 70 to 588 and encodes 172 amino acids. Lineage: Eukaryota; Metazoa; Chordata; Actinopteri; Pomacentridae. Gene Ontology annotation, biological process: protein targeting to membrane; protein insertion into membrane.
ACAAGACAGACGGAGAUCACAUCAGUGCGUCCUGCCAAGAGCUCUGCAAAUACCGGAUUAUCAAACAACAUGUCUACAGACUGGGUUCCUUCCUUGUGGAUGGAAACCUUUGAUGAACUGCUGAACGAUGACGAGCUGGACUAUGGAGACUCAUGGACCCUCAACUUCAACUACGGCCUGACAGACGAGGUCACCGUGGAUGAGAGGAAGAGAGGCUGGAAGGUCUUCAGCCACUGCGCCUUUGGAAAAUUCCAAUGUCCAUCCUGCCAAAACAUCUGGCCUUCAGCACGUAUAGUGGUGCUGUUCCGUUACCGGCUGAGGAGCAACCGGGGGACGGUGCUCAUGAGACCCUUUGGGCAGGCCUGUCGACGCUGCCAUAACGAUGAGUUUGAGCUGCCUGGUUUUUCCGAGGACGCGGUGGAACGGGCUUUGCUCAGGCUGUUUUCCAAAAUCCGGAAGAACUGCUACAACGAGGAGGACGACAGCGACGGGGGCUCAGCAGGCUCUCGCAAAAAGUUCACCAAACCCCAUGAGAAGAGCCUGUGUGAGGGCUGCCAGAUGGGCAUUUGCUGUGAGGACGAGGAUUAGAAAUGCGUGUGUGUGUUUUUGUGUGUGUGCGUUUGUGUUUGUGUCAGAGUGAGAUGCAAAGAUUGACAGACUGAUAGGUUGUGUGCUGCUCAAUUGACUGCGAUCUUCUUUUCCUAGUUUGCACAUGACAUUUUCCUCAGCAUUGUAAAGUUUGCUAUUUAUGUUGUUAUGUUGCUCAAUCAUGUGUUCUAAAUGUAAUUCCCUUUUGGAGCCUUUAAUAAGGUUCUAAACCUUUUGUACAAUAUCUUUUUUUGUAUAUAUAUUUUGUGACUGCAAAUAAGUCUGACCAAGUUAUACCGCUUUAUUGCUGCUCCUACAGUUGAUUCUUCCCGCAACUUUUAUUUAAUCGCUAGAUAAAAAUAAUAGAAAUUUGCAUGUGAAGACUGAAAUAUGGGAGAUAUUGAUUAAAAUGAUCUCUGCCUUGACCACAGACAACACUGAAAUGCUGGUUUUAUCAUCUGUACUAACAGUCCAGUGAUAUAACAGUGGUUUCCUAGCUCGGCAUCAGGCUUGAUCGAGGCAAAUAUUGAUUUGAUGUCGUUUUACUGCACUUUGUAUAAAGCAAUAAAUCAACAAGGUACUUAGAACAAGACAUGCCCAAAUAUUUGAGCAUGUUACAAUUUCAGUUUAGUUUGUCUUUUUCUUUUUUAAGUGCAAUAAAUAGAAGAUAGCAGUGCAUUAACGUUGAAGUAAAGCCUAUUUUUAUAGUCUCUUUGCUGCCUUUGUUGUGUUCAGAUCUUUCCUUUCUUAAAAUAAGCAAUCAACAAAAUAUGAUUUGUGCACAGCUGCCUAAACUGUUGAACACAACUGUUGCCUGUAUUCUGUAUAUGUUUUUACCAGCUAUUUACCGUUGUUGUUGAUGGCAGUCUACUGCUUAUGAAGAACUUUUAAUAAACAAAUAAAUGCAUACAUUUUA